GUCGUCCCGGCGCUCACGCAGGUCCAGCGCGGUUUCUUCUGCAACCGAUAUCCAUUUAAGGACCAUCCUUAACACACUGUUUGGACAGGACAGAGAGCUGCGACCAGAGGAAAUGGAUGAGCUGCGGGAUGCUUUCAAAGAGUUCGACAAAGACAAAGACGGCUUCAUCAGCUGCAAAGAUCUGGGGAACUGCAUGAGAACGAUGGGGUACAUGCCCACCGAGAUGGAGCUGAUUGAACUGGUGGGAGGUCAUGUUGACUUUGAGGACUUUGUGGAGUUAAUGGGCCCCAAACUCCUCGCUGAAACUGCAGACAUGAUUGGAAUAAAGGAAUUAAAAGAGGCCUUUAGGGAGUUUGACACAAACGGAGAUGGUGCCAUUAGCACGUCUGAGCUCCGAGAUGCAAUGAGGAAGCUGCUGGGCCACCAAGUUGGUCUUAAAGAAGUGGAAGAUAUCCUGAGAGAGGUUGACUUGAAUGGUGAUGGACUUGUUGACUUUGAAGAGUUUGUAAGAAUGAUGUCUCGCUAAGAUCAUGAAAAUGAUCGUUCCUGAAUGUGAAGCGAUGUCCUUCUUCACUCCAAACCACAUACAGCCAAGGGCAUACCAAGAUCCUCUGAGCCAUCCACGUCUAAACGACACUGGAAUUAAAACCCAUUGAAUGUCAUGGAGCAAGGAGUCACCUCUUACUUUACAUCAAAAACUGUUCUUCCUAAACAAACAAAAAAAAAAGAAUAUCUUGUUUAACUGAGGCAGAAUUUUCUGUAGCAUGGGUAAGGACUGCAUUAUUUCUGUUUCUGUUUUCCUUUUUGCACUUUAAUGCUCACAAACGAACUUCCUGUAUGGAUCAAUUAUUGAUGUCCCGUCUCAUCCUCGACACAGUUUCAUUAAGCGUCUUGCAAAAUGUUGUUUUUGUUGUUAACCAGCAUCAAAAUAAGAGACUCCAUGUAGGAAAGAUGUAAAAGAUCAACACUGUUGAAUGUUUCACUAUAUACUCACAUCGUACGUGCUAGAAGUUGUAUAUGGAAGCGUCUCUGUGUGACAGCUGUGCAUCACAGAGGAAACCGUGUGGCAAUAUCACAAAUGUAAUGUAAAUGUGUGACCGUCCGUGUGUACGUUUUCACCGUCCAGUCCAAUGAAAAGCGUCACUGUCUGACAUGCAGCAAAGAAACAAACCUCUGAAAUGAUUUUCCUAUUUGUUGUUCACUCCCAGUACUCGAGUUUAGGGGAGAUGAGGG
Cololabis saira (Pacific saury) is the source of this 1233-nucleotide messenger RNA. Its product is annotated as calcium-binding protein 1-like. The coding region runs from base 113 to 526 and encodes 137 amino acids. The record is from RefSeq and is a predicted model, not a curated record. NCBI's taxonomy places the organism in Eukaryota, Metazoa, Chordata, Actinopteri, Beloniformes, Belonidae. The transcript is spliced from 7 exons. Gene Ontology annotation, molecular function: calcium ion binding.